Messenger RNA from Coregonus sp. 'balchen', 24258 nucleotides. The record is from the annotation of a GenBank genome assembly. Lineage: Eukaryota; Metazoa; Chordata; Actinopteri; Salmoniformes; Salmonidae.
GUUGUCAAAGAGGAAAUUUCCGACGACAACGCCAAGUUACCCUGCUUCAACGGGAGAGUGGUGUCCUGGGUAAGUGAGAUGGAUGGCGCCCCCACGUCGUUUCCCCCCAUCCCGUAGCCCCCCCCCCCUCCCCAUUGCUCUCCUCUCUACCGCUCGCUGGCUCAGCGUGUAGAUACACAUACAGUUGAAGUAGGAAGUUUACAUACACUUAGGUUGGAGUCAUUAAAACUUGUUUUUGAACCACUCCACAAAUUUCUUGUUAACAAACUAUAGUUUUGGCAAGUCGGUUAGGACAUCUAAAGUGAGGGAAAAAAGUAUUUGAUCCCCUGCUGAUUUUGUACGUUUGCCCACUGACAAAGAAAUGAUCAGUCUAUAAUUUUAGUGGCAGGUUUAUUUGAACAGUGAGAGACAGAAUAACAACAACAAAAUCCAGAAAAAUGCAUGUCAAAAAUGUUAUAAAUUGAUUUGUAUUUUAAUGAGGGAAAUAAGUAUUUGACCCCUCUGCAAAACAUGACUUAGUACUUGGUGGCAAAACCCUUGUUGGCAAUCACAGAGGUCAGACGUUUCUUGUAGUUGGCCACCAGGUUUGCACACAUCUCAGGAGGGAUUUUGUCCCACUCCUCUUUGCAGAUCUUCUCCAAGUCAUUAAGGUUUUGAGGCUGACGUUUGGCAACUCGAAUCAUCAGCUCCCUCCACAGAUUUUCUAUGGGAUUAAGGUCUGGAGACUGGCUAGGCCACUCCAGGACCUUAAUGUGCUUCUUCUUGAGCCACUCCUUUGUUGCCUUGGCCGUGUGUUUUGGGUCAUUGUCAUGCUGGAAUACCCAUCCACAACCCAUUUUCAAUGCCCUGGCUGAGGGAAGGAGGUUCUCACCCAAGAUUUCACGGUACAUGGCCCCGUCCAUCGUCCCUUUGAUGCGAUGAAGUUGUCCUGUCCCCCAAAGCAUAAUGUUUCCACCUCCAUGUUUGACGGUGGGGACGGUGUUCUUGGGGUCAUAGGCAGCAUUCCUCCUCCUCCAAACACGGCGAGUUGAGUUGAUGCCAAAGAGCUCCAUUUUGGUCUCAUCUGACCACAACACUUUCACCCAGUUCUCCUCUGAAUCAUUCAGAUGUUCAUUGGCAAACUUCAGACGGGCAUGUAUAUGUGCUUUCUUGAGCAGGGGGACCUUGCGGGCACUGCAGGAUUUCAGUCCUUCACGGCGUAGUGUGUUACCAAUUGUUUUCUUGGUGACUAUGGUCCCAGCUGCCUUGAGAUCAUUGACAAGAUCCUCCUGUGUAGUUCUGGGCUGAUUCCUCACGGUUCUCAUCAUCACUGCAACUCCACGAGGUGAGAUCUUGCAUGGAGCCCCAGGCCAAGGGAGAUUGACAGUUAUUUUGUGUUUCUUCCAUUUGCGAAUAAUCGCACCAACUGUUGUCACCUUCUCACCAAGCUGCUUGGCGAUGGUCUUGUAGCCCAUUCCAGCCUUGUGUAGGUCUACAAUCUUGUCCCUGACAUCCUUGGAGAGCUCUUUGGUCUUGGCCAUGGUGGAGAGUUUGGAAUCUGAUUGAUUGAUUGCUUCUGUGGACAGGUGUCUUUUAUACAGGUAACAAACUGAGAUUAGGAGCACUCCCUUUAAGAGUGUGCUCCUAAUCUCAGCUCAUUACCUGAAUAAAAGACACCUGGGAGCCAGAAAUCUUUCUGAUUGAGAGGGGGUCAAAUACUUAUUUCUCUCAUUAAAAUGCAAAUCAAUUUAUAACAUUUUUGACAUGCGUUUUUCUGGAUGUUUUUGUUGUUAUUCUGUCUCUCACUGUUCAAAUAAACCUACCAUUAAAAUUAUAGACUGAUCAUUUCUUUGUCAGUGGGCAAACGUACAAAAUCAGCAGGGGAUCAAAUACUUUUUUCCCUCACUGUACUUUGUGCAUGACAUAAGUAAUUUUUCGAACAAUUGUUUACAGACAGAUUAUUUCACUUAUAAUUCACUGUAUCACAAUUCCAGUGGGUCAGAAGUUUACAUACACUAAGUUGACUGUGCCUUUAAACAGCUUGGGAAAUUGAAAAUGAUGUCAUGGCUUUAGAAGCUUCUGAUAGGCUAAUUGACAUCAUUUGAGUCAGUUGGAGGUGUACCUGUGGAUGUAUUUCAAGGCCUACCUUCAAACGCAGUGCCUCUUUUCUUGACAUCAUGGGAAAAUGAAAAGAAAUCAGCCAAGACCUCAGAAAGUAAAACCUCCACAAGUCUGGUUCAUCCUUGGGAGCAAUUUCCAAAUGCCUGAAGGUACCACGUUUAUCUGUACAAACAAUAGUACGCAAGUAUAAACACCAUGGGACCAUGCAGCCGUCAUACCACUCAGGAAGGAGACGCGUUCUGUCUCCUAGAGAUGAACGUACUUUGGUGCGAAAAGUGCAAAUCAAUCCCAGAACAACAGCAAAGGACCUUGUGAAGAUGCUGGAGGAAAUAGGUACAAAAGUAUCUAUAUCACAGUAAAAUGAGUCCUAUAUCGACAUAACCUGAAAGGCCGCUCAGCAAGGAAGAAGCCACUGCUCCAAAACCGCCAUAAAAAAGCCAGACUACGGUUUGCAAUUGCACAUGGGGACAAAGAUCGUACUUUUUGGAGAACAGUCCUCUGGUCUGAUGAAACAAAAAUAGAUCUGUUUGGCCAUGAUGACCAUUGUUAUGUUUGGAGGAAAAAGGGGGUUGCUUGCAAGGUGAAGAACACCAUCCCAACCAUGAAGCACGGGGGUGGCAGCAUCAUGCUUUGGGGGUGCUUUGCUGCAGGAGGGACUGGUGCACUUCACAAAAUAGAUGGCAUCAUGAGGAAGGAAAAUUAUGUGGAUAUAUUGAAGCAACAUCUCAAGACAUCAGUCAGGAAGUUAAAGCUUGGUCGCAAAUGGGUCUUCCAAAUGGACAAUGACCCCAAGCAUACUUCCAAAGUUGUGGCAAAAUGGCUUAAGGACAACAAAGUCAAGGUAUUGGAGUGGCCAUCACAAAGCCCUGACCUCAAUCCUAUAGAAAAUGUGUGGGCAGAACUGAAAAAGCGUGUGCGAGCAAGGAGGCCUACAAACCUGACUCAGUUACACCAGCAAUAUCUGGAGGAAUGGGCCAAAAUUCACCCAACGUAUUGUGGGAAGCUUGUGGAAGGCUACCCGAAACAUUUGACCCAAGUUAAACAAUUUAAAGGCAAUGCUACCAAAUAUUAAUUGAGUGUAUGUAAACUUCUGACCAACUGAGAAUGUGAUGAAAGAAAUAAAAGCUUAAAUAAAUCAUUCUCUCUGCUAUUAUUCUGACAUUUCACAUUCUUAAAAUAAAGUGGUGAUCCUAACUGACCUAAAACAGGGAAUUCUUACAGGAUUAAAUGUCAGGAAUUGUGAAAAACUGAGUUUAAGUGUAUUUGGCUAAGGUGUAUGUAAACCUCCGACUUCAACUGUACGUGUAGCGUAACGUCUCAUAUCGUGUAUCUAGAGAUCACACUGUCACGCCUCCACGGUGCAACACUCAAGACUCUACAGCUUCUAUGCUAAGUGCCUUAUACAGGUGUGAUCUCAGCCAAUGGGAGAUGAACCAAGGAGUGGUUCCACAACGACAUUACACUGACCAGGCUUAACAGUUUUACUAGCAAUAUCAUACAGUAUCGACAAAUAAGGACAGUUAACAAUGAUUUACAUCUUAUCACAAGGCUAACAUAGGCCUACAUAAUGAUACCAUACACAGGUUAGUUUGGUAUAGUUGUACAUGGUGCUAGGAGCAGUGAUGCAUUACAUUAUCAUGACAGGCUGUUUUACAUACAAUUCCUGUGUGUUAUAUCUCAAUGACAUGCUUUGAUGAGAGAAUACUUCCAUACUGUCAAACAAGAGAGUGAUUUACUGUAUCACCAUCAGGAAACAAAGUCAACUGUAACUUAGCACAAUGGUAAAACAAGAAGAGUAUGGUAAGAGUGGUCAAAAACAAUUGUGAGACUUUUUUUUUAAGAAAUAGGAUUGUUGGACAAUCCUAAAACGUAACAGGUAGAUGAAAAGUCAAGUAUUGCACAUGUCUAAUAGAGAUUUUUAUAAAAAUGCUGUAUUUUACAUGAGGUUUUCCCAGUGUCUUAAUCAUGUCCCAUGUUCCAGGGUUAUUAGAUUCUCCCUCUGGCGUGUUCCUUUAACACUCUUUAUUAUGGUUCAGAUGAAAGCGGAGCAGCUGUAUCUAUGGGCCAUUUUACACCCACACACGGUCACCAGAGUGAAAGCAAUGUGCGCUGUGACGUGCCCUUUGUUUCCCAAGUUAUUUUUGCAUAGCCGCCAGUUAUUCCUCAGGACCCUUCAAUGCAUCUAAUUUAAUGCAUCUAGUUUCAGCGUAAUUUGUCAACGUAUUGUGACGUGGAAUCUACGUGGAAAAUACAUUGGAUUUGCAAAAUGUCAUCAACAUAAACUGUUGUUUUAAGGGUGAAAUCUCAACCAUAGGAUUAUGUCAUCAUGGUAACCAAUUUUCAACUUAGACAAACCUUGUAUAAAAUAUGUUGAAUUUUUACCUUUGAAUCAAUGUCAGAUUUUCAAGUUGUAUCCACUAUCAGAAAAUAAACUAUAGGUUGGGCAGCAUCUUCAUUUGGUCUCCCAUCCAGGGUAAGUCAAAGUUAAAAAAUAUGACUAAAUUAAAUCAAACUUUAUUUAAAGUGCAUUUAAAGUUUGAUUUGAUUUUGCCCUAUUCUUUAACUUAGAUUUUUGGUUGAGAUGGAGAUAUGAAUCCAACAUAGUUAUUAUUGAAAUUAACCAAAGCUUGAAACCCCUAGGCGUGUAUGUACAGUGAGGGAAAAAGGUAUCUGAUCCCCUGCUGUUUUUGUACGUUUGCCCACUGACAAAGAAAGGAUCAGUCUAUAAUUUUAAUGGUAGGUUUAUUUGAGCAGUGAGAGACAGAAUAACAACAAAAAAAUCCAGAAAAACGCAUGUCAAAAAUGUUAUAAAUUGAUUUGCAUUUUAAUGAGAGAAAUAAGUAUUUGACCCCCUCUCAAUCAGAAAGAUUUCUGGCUCCCAGGUGUCUUUUAUACAGGUAACGAGCUGAGAUUAGGAGCACACUCUUAAAGGGAGUGCUCCUAAUCUCAGUUUGUUACCUGUAUAAAAGCCACCUGUCCACAGAAGCAGUCAAUCAAUCAGAUUCCAAACUCUCCACCAUGGCCAAGACCAAAGAGCUCUCCAAGGAUGUCAGGGACAAGAUUGUAGACCUACACAAGGCAGGAAUGGGCUACAAGACCAUCGCCAAGCAGCUUGGUGAGAAGGUGACAACAGUUGGUGCGAUUAUUCGCAAAUGGAAGAAACACAAAAUAACUGUCAAUCUCCCUCGGCCUGGGGCUCCAUGCAAGAUCUCACCUCGUGGAGUUGCAAUGAUCAUGAGAACGGUGAGGAAUCAGCCCAGAACUACACGGGAGGAUCUUGUCAAUGAUCUCAAGGCAGCUGGGACCAUAGUCACCAAGAAAACAAUUGGUAACACACUACGCCGUGAAGGACUGAAAUCCUGCAGCGCCCGCAAGGUCCCCCUGCUCAAGAAAGCACAUAUACAUGCCCGUCUGAAGUUUGCCAAUGAACAUCUGAAUGAUUCAGAGGAGAACUGGGUGAAAGUGUUGUGGUCAGAUGAGACCAAAAUGGAGCUCUUUGGCAUCAACUCAACUCGCCGUGUUUGGAGGAGGAGGAAUGCUGCCUAUGACCCCAAGAACACCGUCCCCACCGUCAAACAUGGAGGUGGAAAUAUUAUACUUUGGGGGUGUUUUUCUGCUAAGGGGACAGGACCCCUUCACCACAUCAAAGGGACGAUGGACUGGGCCAUGUACCGUCAAAUCUUGGGUGAGAACCUCCUUCCCUCAGCCAGGGCAUUGAAAAUGGGUCGUGGAUGGGUAUUCCAGCAUGACAAUGACCCAAAACACACGGCCAAGGCAACAAAGGAGUGGCUCAAGAAGAGGCACAUUAAGGUCCUGGAGUGGCCUAGCCAGUCUCCAGACCUUAAUCCCAUAGAAAAUCUGUGGAGGGAGUUGAUGGUUCGAGUUGCCAAACGUCAGCUUCGAAACCUUAAUGACUUGGAGAAGAUCUGCAAAGAGGAGUGGGACAAAAUCCCUCCUGAGAUGUGUGCAAACCUGGUGGCCAACUACAAGAAACGUCUGACCUCUGUGAUUGCCAACAAGGGUUUUGCCACCAAGUACUAAGUCAUGUUUUGCAGAGGGGUCAAAUACUUAUUUCCCUCAUUAAAAUGCAAAUCAAUUUAUAAUUAGUUUUUGUUGUUAUUCUGUCUCUCACUGUUCAAAUAAACCUACCAUUUAAAUUAUAGACUGAUAAUUUCUUUGUCAGUGGGCAAACGUACAAAAUCAGCAGGGGAUCAAAUACUUUUUUCCCUCACUGUAUUGUCUAUUAUUAGUUGAAUCCUGGGCUGAAUUGAAACAAUAGCUGUGGAUGACUUCACAAAUGUUAUAUUGGCCAAAAUAGUAUCAUUGAUUAUAUUUGACUUAUAAAGCAUGGCUAUAUUUCAUUUGCUCUGUUAAACCUACCAUUUGGAAUAACUUUGAUAGCUGCAGUGAAUCUAUUUAGUUAGUAAGUGGAGAUCUCGCAAUAAUCAUUCUCAAGAUAGCACGUUGGUAGUAGUCAGUGACAAAUAUCAAAUCAAAUCCAACAUAUCAAUUAUUAAUUUGUAGACAAACUGGAUAUUGAAUUGUGUUUGGAUGUUAACACCACCAAAUAUCAACAUUUGAAGGAGAUGUACCGUAUCUUCUGCUUGGAUAGUUCCAUCUUUGCCACUGACUUACAGUAGUCUGGCUUUAAUUCCAGUUUGUCUACAAAUGAAUAAUUCAUAUGUUGGAUUCACGUCUCCAUCUCAACCAAAAAUAUUAGUUAAAGAAUAUGACAAAAUCAAAUCAAAGCAAAUUUUAAAUGCACUUGAAAUACAUUUUGAUUUGAUUUAGUCCUAUUCUUUAACUUAGAUUUUUGGUUGAGAUGGAGAUGUGAAUCCAACAUAUCAAUUAUUAAUUUGUAGACAAACUGGACUAAGUCAGUGCGCAGACGAUACUCCUUGAUAUCUUAAUAUUUGGUUCUGUUGACAACCAAACACAAUUCAAUAUCACUUUUGCAAUACAGAAUUAAUACCCUAUUAACAGCCUAUUAACUUGUCGACAAGUUAAUAAAUUAUAUGUUGUAUUCACGUCUCCAACUAAACCAAAAAUAAAAGUGUAUAUUUUGUAUUAUUUAAUUUGUAUUCACAUCAAAUACAAACAUACACAUUAUGAACAACAUCUUACAGACUCACAACGACUCUCCAUAUUUUUCCAUUGGAUUGUGGUUGUGCUUUUAGAUGGUUGCAGGCAUAGUGAUAACACAUUGACAAUUCAAAAAAACGUAUUGCUGUCUCAACCAAAUAUUACCCAAUUAUCCAUGUUGAAAUGACAUGGUGUGCCCAGUAGGGUAUCUCUCUCUUAUGUCUCUCAGAUAACUCUCUUAACUAUGUCUGUUUGUGUGGAUCUGUUUCUGUGCCUGGAUCUGUCUCUGUGCCUGGAUCUGUUUCUGUGCCUGGAUCUGCCUCUGCAUGUCUUUUCUAUAUUUCUAUGUCUGUUUUUGUGACUGAAUAUGUCUGUUCUGUACCCCUUUCUCAAACCUCGAUUUCCAGCUUUCAAUACAAGACUUGGGAACUAUAGCAACGCAUGAAUGAUAUUUUUCAGUCUGUCUCCUUUUCUGUGCAUCUCUAUGUCCAAAUUGGUCUCUGGUAUUCUGUCUCUGACUCACAAUCUCUCUCUCUCUCUCUCUCUCUCUCUCUCUCUCUCUCUCUCUCUCUCUCUCUCUCUCUCUCUCUCUCUCUCUCUCGCUCUCUCUCUCUCUCUCUCUCUCUCUGUCUCUGUCUCUGUCUCUGUCUCUGCAGCUGGUCCUGGCAGAGAGCUCCCACUCUGAUGGGGGGUCCCAGUGUACAGAGAGCCACCCAGAGCUGCCACCCCCCCUGGAGAGGACAGGGGGCAUCGGUGACUCCCGGCCACCCUCCUUCCAGUGAGUACACUGCUCUGGCUGCAUAUGUAUCCUACUGCACAUAAACACCAUGCGCACAUCAUUACACACCCAAGUACACACAAACAUGCACACACACACCAUGUGACCUUUCUAAUUCACCACAAGCCAUAUGCUAAUCAGAAUCUGGAGAGCUCAUCACAGAGAUUCAACCCACACGGGGGCCGAGCCGAGCGCAUAUGGGAGGUGGAGGUGUGUGUGUGUUUGUGGGUUCUUCUGUGUGUGUAGGUGUGUAUGUGUGCCAGGGUUCAUGCUAGCUAACUCUCACUUACUGCUCACCAAUGAAGUGACUGCCCACCCAUCUGUGCGGUAACACGGUAGUUUGCUUAUCUAUGUAGCUAGCUAAGCGUCCUCAUGAAGAAUACGCACCCUGAGCGACUCCAGAAAUAGCUAUGAUAGGGUAAACAUCUUCAGGGAGAGACUGCUGCUAUUCAAUGCCUCCCAUUGUGUAGAGCCACUAAAAGCACCCAUCCAGAGCCAUACUGCAGGUCAUUGUCAAUAAAGAGAUAUGAGGCCAGACAAUGUGUGGUGUUGUUACAUAGCUGGGUUAAACGUUUAGAAGCCAGACCCUGCUUCUCAAAGCUUGUUUGACCCCAAUGCAAGCACUAGACUUUGACUUCAAACAGACUGAUGACAGAUUCUCACUGCACUUGUUAAAGGAAGCCCCCAAAGCUAAAUUUAGCAUGACAGGCUGUGGGCCCGUAGGCUGGGGCUGUUGCCAUUAUAGUACAGCAGUGUUUUAGCUACUGCAGGGGUCUGUAUUGAGAGCAUGCAAUCUGUCAUGUUCCAGUAUCUCUUUAUCCACUGUUUGACAUCGUGGCUCUUUCUUGUCCUCUGCUGGCUGCAGCUCCCUGCUGCUUGGCUGUCAGCCUGCCUGAUGAUUGUAUUGUUCUGGCCUCCGCUCUUCCUGCUGCCACCUUGUGGUCAAACAUAGACAUGUCUGUCGUCAGCUCCCUCACCACCACAUGGUUGUCACUGGUGGUAAAGGGAUAGAGAGAGAGAGAGAUAGGAUAGAGAGAUAUAUACGAGAGAGAGAAGAGACGAGAGAUGGAGAGAUUGAAGUAAGAUCGAUCUAUAGAGAGAGCAUUAGUUUUUUAGAGAGAAGGUAGUAGCGAGAGAGCGAUAGAGCGACGAGAGAGAGAGGAUUGAGAGAGAAGGCAAGAGAGGGUUGCGAGAGGACAGAGAGCGAAAAAGAGAGCAACAUAAGAGAAGAAGAGAGGGAGAGAGAAGAGAGGACGAGACCAAGAGCGAGAGACGAAAAGCCGCGAGAACAGCGAGAAAGAGGAGAAGAGAACAAACACCCCCGCGAGACCGAGCUAGAUAACUCUAGUCGAGAGCUCUGCGAGAGAGAGAGAGAGAGGAGCGGAGGGUAAGAGAGCUCUCUACGAGGAUCUUCUCUCGUCUCUCUCUCUCUCUCUCUCGUCGCUCUCUCAUCUCUCUCUCUAUGCUCUAGACCUCUCUCUCUCUACCCUCUCUCCUCUCUCUCUACCUCUCUCUCUCUACCUCUCUCUCUCGCUACCUCUCUCUCUACCUCUCCCUCUCUUGCAGCCAGCCAGACAGGCAGUCAUUUUUCUCUGGUCAUUAGUAGGCUUUUGGUGAAUUCCCCAUAGUGAGCUUCUGUCAUUCUCUUCACCUCAGCCUCAUUCUGGAAAUAGCCAGUAUUUGGGCUGAGUGUGGUGCAGAGCGGGCAGAAUUGAUGUGCUUCUGCCUGGUAAAUCCUGAUUAGCAGACAGGCAUUAAAAGCACCCAUCUUUGUCUCCCAACCUAGUCCCCCUCCCUUGGUAAUCUCACACAGGAUCAGCCAACACAGGCGAUCAGCCUACCCCCUGCCAGGUGUCUCUUACCCUGCUGCCCUGAGGCUAAAGCCUCUCACCCCCUCUGAUAGAAUAACAUGCCCUCCAGCAUAUCCCAUCUAGCCCUGUACAUGUCUCAGCUCAGCCCACACCUGCUCUACCCGUCCACCAUACACACACACACACACACCACCCGGCCACAGGCACCAUCUGGGCUUUCAGUGGCCCUCCUCAUUAGUAUCAAGCAGCUCUGGACAGAACGCAUCCAUCUCCUCUCAGGGUAUCUGGUCAUUAAUGACACUUAGUGAAACACACAUCACAUACCACACACACAAUAAGACAUAUCUCAGGCUAGGGGGACUGAAUCUGAAACAGUGUCAUCAUUUGAGAUGAAUCCCUGUGAGGUUCUCCUGACUGUGUACAGAUCAUGCCAGACAGAAGUGCGUUGUACUUAUUGAACUGAGGACAAUGCAAGAGAUUUGGAGACAUGGUAUGCAAUUAUGAAGGUAUUUUGUGUGUGUUUCAUUGUGGAUCUAAAUAAACUGUUUAAAUGUGUGUAUUUCAGUGCCAACGCAGUAAGCAGUCGGGAUGGCCUGGACACGGAGACGGGUACAGAGUCCCUCCUGAGCCACCGUAGGGAGAGGGAGAGAGAACGCGCACGGAGGAGAGCACGAGAGACUGAAAGUGAGGAACAAUACACACAUUAUUGGGAGAACUACCUAAGUACAGUACACAAAUCACAACAUUAUUACACAUCAUUGUAUCAAUAUACCACUCUGCUGACAUUGUUCACUCAUAUCCCGAAUGGGUGGACAGUAAACAAUGUCUAAGACAAAUCAGAGGGUUCACAGAGUGUAGAAUUGUGUGAGAACAAUAAAAACAUAGAUCUUUUGGUGGCAGGUAAGUGGAAUACAUUGACCAAGAUUGCUUGUGGCGCUGUCUGUCUUUCCCAACAACAUAUCUUGUGUUACCUACAGUACCAGUCAAAAGUUUGGACACACCUACUCAUUCAAGGGUUUUUCUUUAUUUUUACUAUUUUCUACAUUGUAGAAUAAUAGUAAAGACAUCAAAACUAUGAAAUAACACAUAUGGAAUCAUGUAGUAACCAAAGAAGUGUUAAACAAAUCAAAAUAUAUUUUAUAUUUGAGUCACCCUUUGCCUUGAUGACAGCUUUGCACACUCUUGGCAUUCUCUCAACCAGCUUCAUGAGGAAUGCUUUUCCAACAGUCGUGAUGGAAACAAUUUUUUAAAUGCAGACAGAUCAUUUGUUCAUUUGACAUGAUGGGAUCUUUUUGUGUCUGUAAAAUUAAUUAGGUGCGAAAUGGUGGUGGAAAUGUCUUUAUGCACAAAUAUUGAUAUAAUAACCAUCAUAUCGAAGUAAACUUGGAGUCACGCGAUGACAUGUUGUGUGGUCCUCCCACUACGACUUGGGAAACCAUGCAGUUUUUUAGGUUACAGAUGAAAUAAAUUAUUAUGAAACUUCACAGGGUGGUGAAAGUGCACGGAAUGAGCUUGAUGGUCCUUUCCAAUAAAUAUGGAGGGUCUUAUUCUGGUGACAUGAUGAUCGAUGCUUGACUGCUGUUUGACAAAUACAAAUAUUCUUCGCUCUUAUCCAUAAUAAUCUCAUCAUGUAGACUAACCUACUCACACAGCCUACCCACACAGCCUACCCACACAGCCUACCCACACAGCCUACCCACACAGCCUACUCACACAACCUACCCACACAGCCUACCCACACAGCCUACCCACACAGCCUACCCACACAGCCUACCCACACAGCCUACUCACACAACCUACCCACACAGCCAACUCACACAGCCUACUCACACAGCCUACCCACACAGCCUACUCACACAGCCUACCCACACAGCCUACCCACACAGCCUACUCACACAGCCUACUCACACAGCCUACCCACACAGCCUACUCACACAGCCUACCCACACAGCCUACUCACACAGCCUACCCACACAGCCUACCCACACAGCCUACUCACACAGCCUACCCACACAGCCUACUCACACAGCCUACCCACACAGCCUACCCACACAGCCUACCCACACAGCCUACUCACACAGCCUACCCACACAGCCUACCCACACAGCCUACUCACACAGCCUACCCACACAGCCUACCCACACUGUAUCUGCCAGCUGUUAGGUAGAGCACAUGUGCCAAGACCAGAGUAGGCACAUUUGCUAUUUAACGCAACAGUUUUUGUGACAAAGCUAUCGGUAGAGUUGAAAAUGUGAUGGAAACACAACUUAAGCGAAAAAGUACAUUUUGUGUGCACUACUCCACAACAACUCUGUUUGGUGGAAACACCACUGUUGGGAAAUGCUCAUAUUUUUUAAAUGCGGAUUUUAGAAUAUUCACAUGAAAAUGUGUCGCCACUUGGAUGGAAACCUAGCUACAGUCAUGGAAUUUUUUUGGCACGGAGCUCAGUGGAGAGGAGGAAGGCUUCCUCUCUCUAUCCUCCUUCAGGGACAUUCCUCUCAUCACACCAUUCUAUUGUCCAGAGAGUAACUAAGCACAUGACAUAUCUACUCUCUUUCUAGACUCACAAUGAAUUUUAGCAGUGUAGCGCUUUGAGAAAUACAGGUGUGUUUAGCAGCAAAGAGUGAAAAAACAGUGACCAGAUUUAAGAUGGCACUUUGGACAAUUGGUAUAUUAUGAGCAAGCCUGAUUCUUCCAAUGAUAAAAGUCACUCAAUCUCACUCAACCCUUAUUCCUGUUUAAACACUACUCCUGGAUCUGGUUCAACAGUGUGAUGAUAUUGGGGUCUAUAUUUUCCAUUCAACAUAAGGUGAAGGCUUUCUCUCUACUGCAAAGCGUCAGCUUCCAGUCCCUGCUGUCCCUCUGUUUCUCCUCUAUCCAUGCCCAGAGACAGUCCUUUAUCUCAUCACUCCAUCUCUUCCUCCACAGAUCUGCUGUUCACAGCAAGCCUGGCUGUGUGGAUCCUGCAGCUCCAGGCUCAUUAACCAAAUAGUCAUUAAUUUAUGUGGCUUAAUUAGGAGGAGCAGGAUAAAGCAUCAGGCUGGUUGGUGCUGUAGAGAAGAGAGAGUUGUAAUGUGUGUGUCAUACAGGAGCAUCUGUGUGUGUUUGUGUAUGUGUGUGUGUACCUGUUGUCCUACAGGGAGACAAACUACAGAACUGGAAUCAUGUAACCUAUCUCUUCUCUCACUACAGCCUUUGUUUUUAUAGUCACUCUCUUAAAUUUGUAUUUGAUAAACAGAAAAUAUGGCUGUGUGUCAUGUACCUAUGCCCUUCUCUAGAAAUAGCAGCUGGUAGUAGCCCCUAUGUUGAAGGAGUAAUAAUCUCUCUCUCUCCCUCUCUCUCUCUCUCUCUCUCUCUCUCUCUCUCUCUCUCUCUCUCUCUCUCUCUCUCUCUCUCUCUCUCUCUCUCUCUCUCUCUCUCUCUCUUCUCUCUCUUCUCUCUUCUCUCUUCUCUCUUCUCUCUCACCCCUCCCUCCCCUCCCGCCCCUCCCUACAUCUGGUUUCCAGCCAGCCUGCCUGCUAGUUAGUUAGUGCUAAUUAAAUGAGUGUCAGGGAACAGGGCAUGUCCCUCUUGGUGAACACACUGCUUCAUGGCUCAUAAAAGCUGCCCUACACUGCUCAAUAUAAUCCAAUUCAAUUAGGCUUUAUUUGUUUAGGGCUCUUUAUACAAUGUCAUGGUUGCCACUCUAUCUGUGUCCUUGACUUAAAGACCCAGGCCCAUGCAGCAACGUGUAACGUUAUCCUGCCUGGCCCUGCAGCGGUAGAAUAGCAGGAAUUCCCCUCUUUCAUUAAGUGCCACUGUGUGAAUUCAGUGAGCAGAGCAGGGUGAAUCAAAGUGUUUUAACAGAGGUAAACAUAUCCCUUGUUCUCUCGUUUCUGGCUGUAGGUAUGUGAGAAUGAAUAGAUGAAUAAUGCAGUGUUUGACAGGUAGAGGAGUGGACAUAGCUAUAGGGCCCGCAGGAUACUGUGGAGGUAUGUGAGAGGAUCUGUACAGGCAUUUUAGCUCUGCUACCUGCACUGGGAGAGGAGGGGGGUAGGAGGUGAACUGACAUCCCUGACUGUCUGCCUGGCUAUAUCACGCUAUGGCUUUGGCAGGACUAUUUUCACAACUACAAUAAGUGUAUUGAUUAUGGAAUAGUCUUACUAUUCACUGUAUAAUAGGCUAAUCAAAAUGUAGCCAACAUUAAUGCAGUAUAUUUCUGUUCAAUAAAAAAGUAAUGGAGGUCAAAUGAUAAAUUCCUAUAUUUUGUACAUAUUUGGAACCUAGUGUUUUGCAACAUUUUUCGUUUAAACAGUAGCUAUUAUGGGAAGUGCAUCGUGAUGAAGGCUUUGGCGUUAAUGACCUGAUAGCACAAUCACCUGUGGCGGUCAGAGAUAUGCAUGUGCAUAAUAUCAAUUCUCAUCACUUGCUGGGCUCUCUCUAAACGCUGUGGAAUGCAUUUCUCUGGUAGGUCAAAGAGGGAUUAUCAGACAUUCUAUAGUCGCGCGCCAUGGGAUGGGAGUGCGGGGUAAUAUUUUUGCGCGCUCCCAAUUUCUUCAGUGUCUCAGUGCGUCGCGAGAGAGCACUGUCUCUCUGAUCUGACUCCCGCGGUUGAGGUAAGACAAUUGAAUUUGCUAAUGGAAUCGCUGUAUAGGGUAGUUUGUAGUCCACUGGCAGUUAAAUUAUAGAUACAUGUGAUGUAAUUAAAUAAUAGCAUUUGUUUUAUUUUAGGUUAAUGCAGGUUAUUGUGAGUCUAACCUAUUCAGCAAUAAAUUGAAAGGCCAUUUUAUAUUUUGCAAUACUGGUAAAGAAAUGCAUUCUACUAGAUAUGGCUGAACGUGAAAGGAACUAUUGUCUUUCAGCUGCAGAAAAAAUAUAUAGAUGGGCUACUGUUUAUGCUUAAGAAAGCGUUUUUUCCUGCCUGUUGUAGACUACCUUCGAUUGAAGAGGUCGCCAAUUCUAUUCAUGGGAGAAGUGAAUGUAUUUUUGGAGAACCUAAUAUAUUCGUUUUCUCUAGUUAUAGCCUACUUAAUCACCUUAUCAUACCAUAGGCUAAUACCUUAGUUUUAGCUGACAUAUGACAUUCCCAUCCCUCAUGAUAAUUACUUUAAGGCUCAAAAAGAAUAAUGAAAUUGGAAUCCAAAUCCAAUCUGACUAAUGGAGGAUAAAAGGCAGCUUUGGCACUAAAGGAGUUAUAGUUCACAGCACAAUGUCCCCAAACAGAAUAUGUUUUUAUUAUUGUUUGUCAAGUAUUGUAGCAGAUAAAUCAGGUGUAGGCCUACCACAAUGCCCAGGACUGUAAGAAUUUGAAUAAGUCAAUAUACCUUGCUGUGAGACACCUGAGAAAAACAGAGAAAAUAUUAUAUUGAGAGAUUGUGUUAUCGCUCCUCAAUUCACAGUACCAUUCUCCACAUUUACUCUUUUCUUUUGGUCUUUUUUCACUGCCUUCGUUGUAGAUAAGGACUGGAGUCUGACUGCCAGCAGCCUGUCAUUGGGCAGAGACCCUGGUCCCGCUCAAAGGGGUUGAGAGAGAGAAGCACAGGGACGGACCACUACACAGACACCAGGCAGUCUGAGUUUUGCACCUGAGACAAAACUCUGCUGUUUAGUUGUGUUUGUGUGUGUGUGUGGUUACGUAUCCUGGGAGGAAGAGGAUUGUACAGCUCUUUUGAGAGUCAGAGUGUAUGUGUGUGCACCCUUUGGGCUCAGUCAGUAAUGGGCACCACCACACUGUUGGAAUGUUUUGGUCGCUCGCGGAGAACGAAGGGUCAGUCACGCCCUCGGCGCUUUGCCAGAGCCUUCCAGCCAAUCCGCUGUCACCCUGCUGAGACAGGACUCCACCCCUGCCACUGUACGUAUGUAUGGGUGUGGUGGAGAGGUGUUAGGAAUUUGGGACACAGAUGUUAUUGUUUUGGUUGAUCACUGUCUCUUAUUAAACAUGAAUAAAACAUAAUUUCACUAUACACUGACUGCACAAUUCAAAAUUGUCAUUCUGUAAGUCCAUUCAGUGAAAAUGUGUUUGUCAUAAAAAACGUCAUACAGGUACUUUGCCAUGUUUAUAAGAGAACUUCCCUCUGUGAUAGUGAAUCCUCUGUGUAAUAGUGAAUCAGUAGUAAAAGGCCUCCUUGGCCCAAUUUAAAUGUUACGUUUUAGCAGACACUCUUAUCCAGAGUGACUUAAGGGAGCAAUUAGAGUGCCUUGCUCAAGGGCACAUCCACAGAGUUUUCACAUUGUCGGCUCAGGGAUUUGAACCAGCGACCUUCUGGUUAUUGGCCCAACGCUCUUAACUGCUAGGCUACCUGCCGCCUCAAUUUGUUUCUGAUAUCCUCUUGGGUUGAUGAUAUUUCAAGCUUUUUCAGAAGCCAAGUGCACUGGUUGGUAAUCCCUCGCCUCUUUCUCUUUCUCUGGUGCUUUCUACACUGGCCUUUCACCUCUUCUAAAUCCCUGUCUUGAUUUCCCAUUAGAUGUCCUGAUCCUAUCCUUAAUACUAACAUUUCCUCUUGGUGGUUUCCUAUAACGUUUGGGAAAUGUUUCUCUCAGUUUUUAUAUCAUCUCUCCAACUCAUUCAGCUCUGAGUUAUGUCAUGAUGUGAACUUGUAUCAAAGUGUUGAUAUCUGACCUGCUGUUGUUGUUGUGUGGUUCUCUCCUCCCCAGUCCCUCGAAUCAAUGGCCACUCUAAGUCGGAGCGCACAGCGAGGGACUCUGCCAUGGGCUGUGACAGCGCCUCAGUGAUGAGCAGUGAACUGGAGUCCAGCUCCUUCAUCGACAGUGAGGAGGAUGAUGACGGCAGCAGGUAGAUGGUCUUUCUCUCUCUCCCUCUCUCUCUGUCUUUUCUCUCAUUUCCCUCUUUUCAUCAGUGGUUCUUUACUGAAAUCAACAAAUCACCCCUCUUUUCCUGCCCUGCGGCUGACCCUGUGCUGCUCCCCAGUCGUGUAUGUUGUGUGGUGGGGCUGGGUACUGUGACAGCAAAAGUCACCAAAUUUCCAUUGUCUCUGUAUAAUGGACUAAUAAAGAUGACAUUGUAUUGUAUUGUAUCUCAGACUCAGCAGCUCCACAGAGCAGAGCUCAUCCUCUCAGCUAAUGCGCAGACACAAACGCCGCAGACGGAGGCACAAAGUGGCCAAAAUAGACCGGGUGAGCUCACCUUGAACACUGGACUGUUGCACAUACGUGUGUGAGUGAGAAAGGGAACAGGAAUGGUUAUGUGAGUAUGUGCCUGACACACUAAGUUUCUCCCUCUCUCUUUUCCAGUCUUCGUCCUUCAGCAGCAUCACAGAUUCCACUAUGAGCCUCAACAUCAUCACUGUCACACUCAACAUGGGUAAGGACCUCCCCUUUUUGUCUCAUUUCCUUUCAUGUAUGCCUUUCUUUAUAACACUCUUUCUUUGUAUACAACUAUUUUUGAUACAAAUAUCAUCAGUGUACUCGGUCUUUAAACACCAUAUAGUAUUUAGGCUACAUGAGACUUUGAACUGACAUCCUCUCUCCCCUCUCUCUUACAGAGAAGUAUAACUUCCUGGGUAUCAGUAUUGUGGGGCAGAGUAACGACCGGGGGGAUGGGGGGAUCUACAUCGGCUCCAUCAUGAAGGGAGGAGCUGUAGCUGCAGACGGAAGGAUAGAACCUGGAGACAUGCUCCUACAGGUACAUUACACUACAAAUUAGCCUUACAUUCAUUUUCUAUGAAGUAUUAUAAGCUAAAAGUACAUUAUUGUGAAUUAUUUUUUGGGUUCUAUUUUUAUGGUUCGUUGAGGGAAAGCAAAUGUGCACACAUCUGUUUCAGAUGUCCAGUGAGCAAAUUGCUUUGUGAUUAUUAUAGCAUUGCCAGUGAUGAUCGGAUACUGUGUGUUUCAAACAAUGUUUAUAUUAAGUUCUAACAAUAAGGUAAAGGGGAAACUGGAAACUGACCUAUUUAAACUAUGACCUAUUUAAACUAUGACCUAUUUACAACCAUUUGUAAUGGUCCUUGUCACCUUCCUUCCCGUAGCCCUCUAUCCUACAUGUUGCCUCUCCUUUUCCUUCCUGUUGUUAGUUCUCUUUGAUGUCUGUAUGUCUGGACUCACACUAACCUCUGGCCACUCCUCCUCUUGUACACACAAGGUGGCUGAUCACUAGUUAUUGUAGAUCCAGCAUGUCUCUUUUAACCCCAUUUAUUGUAGAUCCAGCAUGUCUCUUUUAACCCCAUUUAUUGUAGAUCCAGCAUGUCUCUUUUAACCCCAUUUAUUGUAGAUCCAGCAUGUCUCUUAAUCACAUUUAUUGUAGAUCCAGCAUCUCUCUUUUAACCCCAUUUAUUGUAGAUCCAGCAUGUCUCUUUUAACCCCAUUUAUUGUAGAUCCAGCAUGUCUCUUUUAACCCCAUUUAUUGUAGAUCCAGCAUGUCUCUUUUAACCCCAUUUAUUGUAGAUCCAGCAUGUCUCUUUUCAACCCAUACACACAGUAUAAAGCUGCUUAGGAUAUACUAGCUUUUAUAUGCGUCUGAAAGCCUUACAACAGUGCCUGGAGAUUAACUUGUAGAGAACUGAGUCCUAAAUCAUUUUGUGUUUCUUUAUUCGCUUGUUCGUUUUGUCAACUACUUGUUAAUUUUAAACACAUGAUCUGUGAAAAUGUAUGUUAACUUUUUCGUUGUGAUCCUCAGGUGAACGAUGUGAACUUUGAGAACAUGAGCAACGAUGACGCUGUGAGGAUCCUGAGAGAGAUCGUCUCCAAAACAGGGUAAGAACAGGACUGUGUUACAUUGCAGGAUUGUUAGAGAUAACCCAGAAAACAUUUCAAGAGAUGUUAAACUGUUGCGUAUGAACACAGUCACAGGUCAGGUCAGACAGUCAAAGGAUUUGACUAUUGAGUAAAUACAGGAUUUAAAGAUGAGCAAUGGUAAGACUCUGGUUGUUUUAGCAUAUCAGCGAUAUGCUGACUGAUUAGAUUGGAUAAACAGUGGUUUGACUUUCAAGCAGCUUCGGCAUUAUUGACUGUUGUAUAAUACAGACUAGUAUUUCUCUCCAUAAUCCUUCUAGUUCAACCAAACAUUUCUUCUUUUUUCCUAUCGUUUCCUCUUGUUCUUUUAACUGCACAGGAGCUAUAGAAGUGAGUAGAAUGUAUUGUAACUGACAGUCUCCCCAUGUGUCCUCCAGUCCUAUUAGUCUUACUGUGGCCAAGUGUUGGGACCCGUCUCCACGAAGCUACUUCACCAUCCCCCGGGGUAAGACACUUACCGAUGUUCCACCAACAACAGGUUAUUACCACUUACAAACAGGGCUCUCAAACUCCGCUGGAAACUCACGUUUUGAAACCAAAUAGUUUGUGCUUAUAAGUUAGAGCAGAAGUUUGAGCACAAACUAGCAAACUCACAGUAGAUGAUGGAGGUUAUGUGUUCUAACUGGCUGUGUGUGUGUUUGUGCAGCUGAACCAGUGAGGCCCAUUGACCCUGCUGCCUGGAUCUCCCACACAACCGCCCUGUCCGGACCCUACCCACACUACGGUAUGACCACACUAUGACCACACUCACACACAAACUACUGCAAUCACUAGACAUAGUUGCACUCGCACAGUCUUAGAAAGACCACAUACUGAACAUGUUGUCACUGACUGUCUGUGAAUGUGCUGUGUCUCAACCGCCUCUCCCCUUCAGAAUUUGACGACUUGCCGCUAUCUGCGAGUAAGACGGACAUGGCAACCAUCGUCAAGGUGAUGCAGCUACCUGACUCUGGUCUGGAGAUCCGAGACAGGAUGUGGUUGAAGAUCACCAUCACCAACGCUGUCAUCGGUGAGAGGGACUGGGGGACGCUGACUACCACUAAUACUGUAUAUGCCAUUUAAAUAGACUAAAUUAAGGGUUUUAUGUUGGACUUAAAACAGCAAUUACAUCCCUUACUGUUAGUUUAAUUGUGACGCCUGUGCAAUACAUUUUAUUGAUAUUGUCGGCAUAACAUCUACUUACAUUGAUUGAUGUGGUGUGGUUAGUGCUAUCAAUAUUAUAGUACAAUAGAAUCAUAUGAGUGUUUGCUGUUGUAGUGCAGACUACAGUCUUCUUAACCAGUGUGUUGUUGCUGUGUCAGGUGCUGAUGUGGUGGACUGGCUCUACUCGAGGGUGGAGGGCUUCAAGGACAGGAGAGAUGCCAGGAAGUAUGCCAGCAGUCUGCUGAAACAUGGCUACCUGAGACAUACUGUCAACAAGAUCACCUUCUCUGAACAGUGCUACUACACCUUUGGAGACCUCUGCCAAAGUACUGUCACUGAGCCACUUUGGCAAGAAUAUAUUAUGUACUGUAUAUUAUUAUAAGAUGUGUAUUAUACCUGUGUUAAAUGUACUGUAGAGUCCAAAGUCAGUGUUUUCUUUUUACCUCAUAGUAGAUGUCACUAACUCUGUCUGUCUGUCUGUCUGUCUGUCUGUCUGUCUGUCUGUCUGUCUGUCUCUCUGUCUCUCUCUCUCUCUCUCUCUCUCUCUCUCUCUCUCUCUCUCUCUCUCUCUCUCUCUCUCUCGCUCGCUCUCGCUCUCGCUCUCGCUCUCGCUCUCUCUCACCAGACAUGGCGUCUCUCAACCUGAAUGAGGGUUCCAGUGGAGGGGGCUCUGAGCAGGACACCCUGGCCCCCCUCCCUCCCCCUGCCACCAACCCAUGGCCCCUGGGGGGCCAGCCGUUCCCUUGUCCCCCCUUCCCCUCCGCACUGCCAGGCUUCCCACCAGGCUACUCAGACCCCUGCCAUAGUUUCCACAGUGGGAGUGCAGGCAGCCACAACAGUGAGGGUGAGUCUGCAGGUCAGGGCUACUAACACUGACAUCCUUAUCAAUAAAAAUGACUAGAAACUUUAUUUGUUUUUAUUUAUAUUUUAGAGGAAUUGUCACAUGACAUUAUGACUGUUACUAUUCAUGACAGCUAAUGUCAACUGUUCACAAAGUAUUGUAUUUAAAUUCCAUAAGGAAUGUGCCAUUUCAGGUUAGCCUGUUUGGCAUGCUGGGAAAUUAAGUUGACGUAAGAUGACAUGCACACAGACUAAGGACUUUAUCCACUUAUGGCAGAUUUUUGCUAGCAUGAACAUAUCAAAUGAGGUCACACCCUCUGAUCAAUAUUGAAUGCUCCUAUGUUUGAUAGCAAAAUGACACAUUACAGUGCUAUGUUGCUGCUGCACUGUUUGUAAUUGUGGCGACAUAGCACUGCACUGAGGGAGAGUGGAAUCAGGCUGGUAUGAUAAUAACUAGUCAAUAUGGAGGAUAGUUUCUCUUUUGUUUUACAUUUGUCAUCCUAGUGCUCUUCAGUCUGAUUUCCAGCUUCUGUUCAAAUCAACAAGAAAUCAAUCAUCCAGAUGUUGUUAUUACAUACUUUUAGUCGUCUCUUUCAAAAGGAUUCCCAUUGCAUUCAAUCCUUAUUGUCCUGGAGUGUUCUGAAUGGCGGAGGUUUGAUACAGUAAUGAUACAGAGGAGGGAUCAGGACUAACUAUCAGUAGGACAGUUGUAGGACUGAGGGUGUGUUUACAUCUCCUCUGUAUCUUUUCCAUAAGUUGUUUUAUUCGGUUUGAUCUUUUACAGAGUGUCUUGAUUGACAUUUGCAGUUUCUUUAUUUGUCAAUUCCAGUUGGGCAUUUAUGUGUGUGUGUGUGUGUGUGUGUGUGUGUGUGUGUGUGUGUGUGUGUGUGUGUGUGUGUGUGUGUGUGUGUGUGUGUGUGUGUGUUGUGGUGUGUGUGUGAGAGAGAGAGAGAGAGGAGAGAGAGAGGGAGCGAGAGAGAGAGAUGAGAAGAGAGCGAGGAGGAGAGAGAGAGGAGGAGAGAGAGAGAGAGAGAGAGAGAGAGAGAGAGAGAGAGAGAUGUUGCCUGAAUACAUUUUCCAUGAGUAGUACAGUAUCUGAGGAUAUUUCAUUGCUCUAACUCAUCGUUCAGUGAGAGAGAUGUACAGAUUAGGCCACAGUUGGACCAGAACAGGAUGGGGGAUAGACUAGACUAGAGGUAGGUAGACUGGGUUAGACAGGUUAGGCUGGGCUGGGAAGUAACAGCCAUAGACUGGGUUAGACAGGUUAGGCUGGGCUGGGAGGUGACAGUAUUAGACAGGUUAGGCUGGGCUGGGAGGUGACAGCACUAGACUGGGUUAGACAGGUUAGGCUGGGCUGGGAGGUGACAGCAGUAGACUGGGUUAGACAGGUUAGGCUGGGCUGGGAGGUGACAGCAGUAGACUGGGUUAGACAGGUUAGGCUGGGCUGGGAGGUGACAGCACUAGACUGGGUUAGACAGGUUAGGCUGGGCUGGGAGGUGACAGCACUAGACUGGGUUAGACAGGUUAGGCUGGGCUGGGAGGUGUGUGUAACUCUGUUGUUCCCUCUGUUUCUGCUGGGCAACGGUAGACUGAUGGACCAGGUAGUCUCAGGACUCUGGGGAACCGGUAAGCUAACAGCUAACCCACUCUCUGCUACCUCUCUCCUUCUCUCUCUCCUUUUUAUCUCUCUCUCUAUAUAUAUAUAUCUCUCUCUCGCUCUCUCUCUCUCUCUCUCUCUCUCAAUCCAUCACUAUUAAUGUUUUAUCUUGCCUUCAGUCUUGCUCUUUGCGCUCUCCCCUCUCUACAUCUCAGUUUCUUUCUAUCUUACUCUCUCUCUUUAUAUAUAUACACUGCGUUCUCCUCAUACCAUAGCUUUUAAGGUUUUUGUUUCCCGUGUCUCUCCCUCUGAGUGUGUUGGUGUCCAUACUGUUUCUGCUCCUGCUCCUGUGUGACUCUCGUGACCGUCUGUUCUCCCUCUCUUAACCACAGGGUUGGUUGGUCCUGUGCUGCUAUAAUCUCAGACAGGUGCAUGAUUCAGGAUGAUCAAAUCAGGCAAAAGCUUGCACUAUCAUUCUCACUGAUAGGGGGCAAUCAUGCACCACUUUACCCAGUACUGUUGGGCUCAUUGCUUAUUGAAAGGAGGGGAAAAUGUUUGAUAAUGUGAUAAUAAUUAUGGUGAUGUUGUACACCUGUAUCAAUACGAUCAAUGGGCUCCCGAGAGGCGCAGCGGUCUAAGGCACUGCAUCUCAGUGCUUGAGGCGUCACUACAGACCACCUGGUUCGAUUCCAGGCUGUAUCACAACCGGCCGUGAUUGGGAGUCCCAUAGGGCGGCGCACAAUUGGCCCAGCGUCGUCCGGGUUUGGCCGGUGUAGGCCGUCAUUGUAAAUAAGAAUUUGUUCUUAACUGACUUGCCUAGUUAAAUAAAGGAAAUGGAAUGCUUUUUCUUUUAAAAAAUGAAUCAUGAAAGCACCAUUUGUGUUAAUAUUACCAAUGCAGUAUGUUCCAAUUUUUAAACGUGUUUUUGAUGGAGGUGUAUCGUUACAUUUGCCUUUGACUGUUGGCAAUUAAGGGCCUGAUUCAAUCAGAUCUGCUUUAGCCGAAAUCCGCAUAGCUGAUGUUCUGACGGUGUCUGAGGUGGAACUGUGUUAGAGCUGUCAAAUCCACAACGGCUCCCGGCAUUAUACCUAAAGCGGACAUUGCCAUUGGCUGCACGGAGUCACAUUGACAGAAAUCCCAUGAAAUCUUGUCAACAACUCAAUUAGGAUGAUAGAAAUCCUCAUUAUUUCAUUUAAUUAUUUUUUAUUUGAGCGUCAUUAUUUCUAUAUAGCCUACACUUUCUCACUCUGAACUUGUAACGCAAGUGGGGCGGGUAUGACUGCCUGAAAAUGAUCACAAGAGAAGCUGCUCACCGAUUUUACAGCUCCAACGCAGUUACACCUACGACAUCGCCAAAACAUCAGCUAUGUGGCUGUUGGCUAUCGCCGGUUAAAGCUUACACUGAUAGAAUAUAGGCCUAGGUCUGUAAUGUGGAUGAGAAUUAUAAUGAAUGUCCAACCUCCAUGAUUAUCAUAGCAAUGGCAACCAAUUCAGCCAACGGUUCAAAAUCAGUAAUAAGAAGCUGGUGAGUUGGAGCUGCUGUUGUGUGUCUGGUGUGGUUUUCCAGGUGUGUGGCUGCCAAGCUGAUGUGUGUGUCCCUCUCUCCUCUCCUAGGAAGCAGAAGCAGUGGAUCCAACCCCAGCGCAGGGACAGGGACAGGGAAGGGCCCUGGCCGACACUCCUCCCCACAAGAGACGGGUCACAGGUCCACAUGCAGUGAAACCGAGCCACCGGGCAUCCGAGGGGCGAGGCGCCCUGGCGAUAGGUCCGCCAGCCAGCUGAGUCAUCACAGUCAUCACAGCAGCCACGCCCACUCAAGUCACAGCCACGCCCUCUCUGGUUUCAGCCACGCUCAGUCUCACAGGAGUCACUGUCACUCACAGAACAGCCACGCCCACAGCCACAUAUCCUUCACCUACAAACACGCCCCUUUCACCAAGCCUGGGCCCGGCUCGUGUGGCCACAGCGAGCGAAGCCACGCCUCCUCCUACGGCCCCCCCGGCUUGCCCCCCCCAUACUGCCUGGCCCGGCUGGCCCCUAAGACCGUCAGCAGCAGCACCCCUCCCGGGGCCCCCCCGGUACGGGAGCUAGGAGCCGUCCCCCCUGAGCUCACGGCCAGCCGCCAGUCCUUCCAGCACGCUAUGGGCAAUCCCUGCGAGUUCUUUGUUGACAUCAUGUGA